Nelumbo nucifera (sacred lotus) is the source of this 2265-nucleotide messenger RNA. Its product is annotated as MACPF domain-containing protein CAD1-like. NCBI's taxonomy places the organism in Eukaryota, Viridiplantae, Streptophyta, Magnoliopsida, Proteales, Nelumbonaceae. Gene Ontology annotation, cellular component: plasma membrane. The record is from RefSeq and is a predicted model, not a curated record. Gene Ontology annotation, biological process: regulation of salicylic acid mediated signaling pathway; plant-type hypersensitive response.
ACGCGUUUUCAGAAUAUUAUUACAGUCAAAGAGCCUCCUUUUGAAGGAGAAGAACAAGAACAUCAAGUCAUCGAGUAUCUUACAACAACAACAACUACUACAUCAGACACAGAAAUGAAGCGCAGAAGCAACAACUCUUCUUGUUAUCAUUUUUCUCAUUUUACUCGGCGAUGAAAAAUCUAUUCUCCACACCUUCAACUUGGUAUGGAAAACCCAUCAACGACGUCGAGCUCAGCUGCUCUCGUCACGACCCUCUGCAACUCAAUCCAGGCUCUUGGCCGAGGCUUCGAUGUUACCUCGGAUAUUCGACUUCUCUACUGUAAGGGAGCUCCGGGGUCUCGUUUAGUUCACAUCGACGAGAACAAUACUAGGGAUCUCGUAAUAAAUGAAGGUCUUGUUCUCCCCAAUAUUUCCGUUGACAUUGGAUUUUCCUCUGGGAAGAGCAGGAUGGAUACCAGAGCAGCCUGUAGCUUCCAUGAGAUGGCAGAAUUUUUCAAUAAGAAGUCAGGUAUAUCAGGUCGUACUCCUCUUGGAUGCUUUAAUUCCAUGUUCAAUUUCACUGGUUCUUGGCAAGUUGAUGCAGCAGCUACAAAAACUCUUGCCAUGGUUGGAUACUUUAUUCCCUUGUUUACAGUUAAACUGGCAAAGUCAGAUUUAGUUUUGCAUGAGGAAAUCAAGCAUGCUGUUCCACACACUUGGGAUCCCGCAUCCUUGGCAAGCUUUAUUGAAAAUUUUGGUACCCAUGUCAUUACAUCUGCAACAAUUGGUGGUAGAGAUGUAGUUUAUGUCAAGCAGCACCAGUCAUCUCCUUUGUCAGCGUCAGAAAUCAACAACUACCUGAUAGAUAUUGGGAAUCAAAGAUUUGACUCAGAAAGUCAGCUCAGUGCUGUUCCAGCCAGAUUCAAGGUUCUGGAUCCAUCUCUUUUCAACAGCCGAGAAAUACACCCUCAGCUUUCUACUGUUCCAUCUAUAAGUGGGAAAGAGGAUGUUACAGUCAUUUUUAGGAGAAGAGGAGGGGACGAUCUUGUACAGAGCCAUGCCAAAUGGGUAGAAACUGUAAAUUUGGCACCAGAUGUUAUCAGCAUGACGUUUUCUCCCAUUGUUUCACUGCUGGGAGAAUUGCCUGGGAAAAAACAUCUGGCUCGUGCCAUUGACUUGUACUUAGAGUAUAAGCCACCUAUAGAGGAGCUACAGUACUUCUUAGAAUUUCAGAUUGCACGAGUCUGGUCACCUGAAAAUAGUAAUCUUCCAGGAUAUCAGCGAAAGGAGCCUGUGUGUCCUUCCUUGCAGUACAGCUUGAUGGGUCCCAAGCUUUACAUCAGCACAGAUCAGAUAACAGUUGGUCGUAAGCCUGUAACUGGGCUCAGACUUUGCCUCGAAGGAUGCAAGCAAAACCGAUUAACCGUCCAUUUGCAGCAUUUGGCAUCUCUUCCUAAGAUCCUACAACCCCAUUGGGACUCACACAUGGCCAUUGGAGCACCAAAAUGGCAAGGUCCUGAGGAACAAGAUAGCCGGUGGUUUGAGCCAAUUAAGUGGAAGAAUUUUGCCCAUGUAAGCACAGCACCCAUAGAGCACACUGAGACCUGUAUUGGGGAUCUUUCAGGUGUUCACAUUGUAACUGGGGCCCAGCUAGGUGUCUGGGAUUUUGGUGCCAAAAGUGUCCUUCACCUGAAACUUCUCUUCUCUAAGGUACCGGGCUGUACAAUAAGGAGAUCAGUGUGGGAUCACAACCCCUCAAGUACUUUUCCGCACAAGGUUGGCAGUGCAUCUUCUUCAUCCUCUUUAAAUGAGAGAAGUUCGGAUGAUAAAAAGGUUGAUAGUUCGGGCCAGACUGGGAAGCUGGCAAAGAUCGUUGAUUUGACAGAGAUGUUAAAAGGACCACAAGACAUACCUGGCCACUGGUUGGUUACGGGGGCAAAACUUGGGGUUGAGAAGGGAAGAAUUGUGUUACGUGUAAAGUAUUCCCUAUUGAACUAUUGAAGAUCUCUUGUUGUAAUACUUUGUAUCCCUUGACGGCAUUGCCAAGCAUAUUUUUUUUGCACAGCAAGCACGAUUGUUCAUUUGUUCUUAUGUAAAUACUCCAUGUCUUCAUAGUGUCUGAUUAGGAUCUGAGGUCCUGUUCUUUUGUCGUUUGAUUUUGGUGCUGAUUUAUGUUUUCUGGGUGAGGUUCCUUUUUAAGAGUAUGCUAGUUGGUCAAAAUAAAUAUAUUUUGUAGUUCUUUGGAAGAAUUUUACUAUGUAAAUUCUCGUUUGGUUGAAUUUGAUA